AAGAUAGAAAUCAAUCAGUCAGCAUUUUUAAAGUGCCAAUUAUAUGCCAAGCACUCUGCUAAGGGCUGGGAAGGCAAGGACAGGUAAUGGAAAAGAAACACAAAAGAGGUCUGGUCCUCUAAGAAUGUUGUCUAGAAUUACCAAACUCAGAAGGUGAAUGCUAAAGACAACAAAGUUCAAGAGGAAGCUCAAAGGAAGGAUGAAUUCACUGUUCACAGUAAGUGGGACAAUGAUAAGAGGUAAUGAUAAGAUAGAAAGCACAACUACUCAGUUAUUUUGCAUCUGUUUUCUCUACGUAAAAAGUGGGGUAACAGGGAGUUGAAACCCAAAAUGAAUGAGAAAUUUUAAGAGAAUGAAUUCAAGUCAAGAACUGGUAGACCUAAUUGCUGAGCCACUGUCAGUGAACAUUUAAAACUUGUGUAAAUGCUAUAGGACUGCAGGAGUACAAAUAUUCUAAUUUCUUAAGAGGGCAAAAUCUGUAAAAACUGAGACACUUGACUUUAAUUCAUGAUGAAAUUCUAAAACGUAAUUCCCUUUUUGGAAAUUUAGAAAGGGAAACACUCAUCAGUAGGAGCUGGCAUAGCUUCAUCAGUAAUAGGCCAAAAGCCAGUCUAACUUCAUUUCCCUUUUUGACAGGGUUCCUAGUCUGGAAGAUCAGGAAAAUCUCAUAGACAUAAAAUAUCCAAGUUUCAGCAAAGUGUAAGUCAAAAUCUCUCAAGCUGUCUUUUAAGACAAGAUGGAGAGAUGUGCAUUAGAUGUUAGUAUAGUUACAUGAAUAUGGAGUUAGAUGAAUGACAAAAUCCAAAGAGAAGUCAUUAGUGGGUCAGUAUCAACUUAGAUGACAGUCUCUAGUUGAAUGCCUAGGGAUUUCUAUUUAACCCUGUGCUGUUUAACAUUUUUAUCAAUGAUUUAGAUGGAAGCAUAGAUGGCAUGCACAUGAAAUCUGCAAAUGAUACAAACCUGGAAGGCUCAGUUAACAUGUUAGAUGAGAGCCAGGAUCCAGAAAGAUCUUGACAGGUUAGCACAGUGGCUGAAAUGAACGAUGAAAUUUUGUUCCUCUUCUAUGGACCUAUGAUAUCAUCAAUGUGGGUAUUCCUACCAAUGGUAUAGAUUGCAAUUCAUUCAUGCCUUCUAAUCUUGUGGAACACUUGUCUAUGUUUUCCCAUAAAUCAUCUACAGGGUAUCCAAACAGGGUACUCAGAGCCUUCCUAACAUUAACUAAUCCUAAUCAUUAACUAAUGAAGCAUAUGUAUUAUUACUAUUUUUUUAAAAAGGCUAUCAAGUACAGGGCCAGACCCCGGUCUGUCUCCAUGGGCUCCACAGGACUUCCGACACUCCCUCCUCUCCUCUGCACUGUGGGUGGGUGGCGGGGCAGGCGUGAUGGACACAGUGUGAGCGUAAGAGAUGACAAUAGCAACAUGACAAGAAGUUCUCAACCUGGACCGCAGGCUUUCAGGCCUGCAAGGAGGUGGCAUGCAGCAUCGGGGAGAUGGAAGACACCAUCAGAGAAAAGCAAGCAGUAUAUUAUAAACGAAGCCAGAAUGUUGUUCCAGAAAAACAAAAAUCUUACGGAUUCAGAACUAACUAAACAAUGCAUAGAUGAAUGUGCAGCAAGAAUUGAAAUAGGAUUGCAUUAUCAGAUCCCAUAUCCAAGGCCAAUUCACCUGCCUCCAAUGGCCCUCACUUCCCUACAGAGUUGUGAACUUCAAGCCUAGGAGAAGCUAAGAAAAUUUUCCAAACCAUUAUAUCUCAAGUCUCACGAUGAAGUUUCUUAAUCCAAGAAAUGGGUUUUCUGUAUGAACUGUGAGCCAGGCAGCGCCUGAGCACAAACUAGAUGAUGAAUCUUUUCUACUUAAGUCCAGUCAAAGAAAGGAAGGACAAAGAAUCUAGUCUUCACUGCAAUUUCUCUUAAACACUCAAAGAUUUGAGUCCUUAUUCUCAAUAACACUAAUUUAAUGUCCUUGAAUUGAUCAGUAUCAGUGUUUUGCUACUAGAUAGAAAUGUGCUAACUCCCAAAGAUCAUUUCUA
Molecule: messenger RNA, 2028 nt
Organism: Vombatus ursinus (common wombat)
Lineage: Eukaryota; Metazoa; Chordata; Mammalia; Diprotodontia; Vombatidae
Product: LYR motif-containing protein 1-like
Exons: 1
Coding region: 1239-1715 (158 amino acids)
Cellular component (GO): mitochondrion
Source: RefSeq, a predicted model, not a curated record